This is a messenger RNA of Engraulis encrasicolus (European anchovy), 3302 nucleotides long. RefSeq names its product anaphase promoting complex subunit 5 (gene anapc5). Bases 371 to 2722 code for a protein of 783 amino acids. Gene Ontology annotation, cellular component: anaphase-promoting complex. Gene Ontology annotation, molecular function: protein binding. Gene Ontology annotation, biological process: positive regulation of mitotic metaphase/anaphase transition; anaphase-promoting complex-dependent catabolic process; protein K11-linked ubiquitination. NCBI's taxonomy places the organism in Eukaryota, Metazoa, Chordata, Actinopteri, Clupeiformes, Engraulidae. The transcript is spliced from 17 exons. The record is from RefSeq and is a predicted model, not a curated record.
GACUAGGGCUUCCAUCUGCACCGGAAGUCGGGAUGAAUUUGAAGAAUCGACGCGGUGAAGUGUGCGGCCGCAAGCUCCAACAGCUUUGUUGUGUUUAUCUGAAACUUUUACAUAAUGUCAUCAACAUUUAGAUGAUAUGCCGUAUAUAUGAAUUACGCUAUCAGGAAAAAAGUUGGCUGUAGAUGACCACAUUUGCUCAAUUACAUCAUCUUCUUCUUUCUGGCUAGUUAGCUAGCAAGCUAAAAAUGCGCAGAAAUCAUGUCACGCCUGCAAAAUCGCAAGCGUCUUGACGUCUGUGAUUAACUUAAAUAGUCACCAGAGAGGUGUACCAGAGUUUUCCGUGCCGAAAUCGCAUCACUUUUCUCUCGUCAUGGCCAGUGUACACGAGAGUUUGUAUUUCAACCCCAUGAUGACUAAUGGGGUGGUGCACGCAAACGUCUUUGGGAUCAAAGACUGGGUCACCCCAUACAAAAUUUCAGUUUUGGCUUUACUCUACGAAAUGAUCACUGCAAAACCAAUGGGACUUUUGGAAAGACGGCGCUUGAACAAACUGAUCCUUCCUCUGCAGCAGCCGUUUCUAUUUCAGGGUCCAGACCUUACCCUUAAACAGUUUCUGAUGAUUGUGGAGUUGUGUUGUCCUGAAACAAGUUUCGAGCUCAGAUGCAGGUUGUAUCAGAUGGCAGACGGUGAGCUGAAAGACAUGGAGCAUUUCUUCUCCACUCUGCCAAACCCUUUCAGCGACUCUGAAGUCUGCAAGACCAGUGUAGUAGGUUUGUUCAUGCGACACAUGCUUCUGGCCUACAACAAGCUGUCGUUCAGCCAGGUGUUUAAGCUCUAUAAGUCGCUGCAGCAGUACUGCAACAAGGACCGCUGGGUGUCGCCCGGCACGGGGCCCAAAACCGAGCUGCCGUCCAGCAUCAAUGAGGACACCAUGGAAAUGACCGGUGCUGAGGACACCUCAGUGGACAGGGGGGACGCCAUGGCCAUGGACAGGGACAGAGACAGAGACGAGACAGAUGCUGGCCCACUGCACCACUCGGAGUUGUGUGGCCAUGACACCACAGGUCCGCUCUCACAGAAGCAAGCCGAGUACUUCUUUGCCAGACAGGCGUACCUGUUGAAGAAUGACGAAAACAAGGCCAUGACACCAGCCAUCCUGCAAAAUGAGCUCAAUAACAUCCUCAAGUUCAACCCAGACUUUGCCGAGGCGCACUACCUGAGCUACCUGAACAGCAUGCGCGUGCAGGACAUCUACAUCUCCACCCACAGCCUGCUGCACUACUUCGACCGGCUCAUCCUGUCGGUGGGCGAGGGCAAGAGCAACGGGGACGAGGGCUACGGCCGCAGCCUGCGCUACGCCAUCCUGAACCUGGCCACGCUGCACUGCCGCUUCGGACACUACCAGCAAGCUGACUUGGCUCUGCAGGAAGCCAUCCGGAUAGCUCAGGAGUCCAAUGACCACGUGUGCCUUCAACACUGUUUGAGUUGGCUCUAUACAGUGGAGCACAUGAGAGGAUCAGACAGUCUGGUGCUCACAGAGGACUCUGUCAAGAUGGCUUCCCACUUCUGCCUCCCGUACUUGGCCUCUCUGGGCAUUCAGUCCCUUGUCCAGCAGGGGGCGACACAGGGCGUGACUGCCGACAAGCUGCUGGACGCCCUGCGCAGCACCGACAUGGUCCACUGGAAGCAGAGCCUGUCCGAGCUCAUCGAGAUCAGCCUGGCCCAGACCACAUCCAUCUGGAGGAUGUACGGCAAGAGCACGAUGGCUUGGCAGCAGGCGCAGGUCCUGCUGAACAUGAACAGCCUGGAGCCCGUCAACUUUGGCGUGCAGCAGAACAACACGGAGGCCUUCGCGGUGGCCCUCUGCCACCUGGCCGAACUGCACGCCGAGCAGGGUCUGUACGGAGCUGUGAGUGACAUCAUGACGCACCUGAAGCAGCAGUUCCCUCCUCACACGCAGCAUGCCAAGCUCUGGAUGCUGUGUGACCUGAAGAUUCAGUUUGAGCGGGCAAUGCAUGAUGGGAAAUACCACCUGGCAGAGCCUCUCAUCACAGCCAUCGCAGCGCUCAACACCACCGAGGGACUCUAUAGGAAGGCGUUGCUCCUGAAAGCACUUAAUCAGACGUCUGAAGCCUCCAAGAUCCUGCAGCGUCUUCAGCAACUCUGCGAGAAGAAAAAGAGCACAGAGAUGUUCAUCAGGGUCUUGCUGGCCACGGCUGAGCUGCACUGGGACUCGUGUGGUUUCUCCACGGCCCUCCCUCUCCUCCUGCAGGCCCUAACUCUGUCCCGCCAACACAACCUGCAGAGUCUGGCCUCGGAGACCGUGCUUCACCUCGCCUUCACACAGUUGAUGCUGGGGACCCCGGAGCAGUCGCUAGCUCUGCUGGAGGACGUGCUGGAGUCCAUCCUGGCCCACGGCUCCCUGAUGGAGAAGGGCCGCGCCCUGCUACUGGUGGCUCGGUGCCAGGUGGCCCUGGCUGGGGCCGCCGCCGAGGAGGACAAGCUAGCAGGGCUGGAGAAGGCGGUGGAGACGCUGGAGGAGGCUGCGGUGUACUUCUCGCGGCUAGACUGCGGCGAGCGCCUGCGGGACAUCUACUACCUGCAGGCCCGCCUGCACCACUCCCUCGGACACGCCGCCCAGCGCAACAAGUUCGCCAUGCUCUUCCGCCUCCUGGACCAGGAGCUCCCGUUGUCAGGGGCGACGGUGAUGACCAACAUCUAGACAACAGGAAGGAGGCCGAGGGAGCCAGGGGUUCUCCUGUUUGAACUUUUGAUAACACGUUUUUUAAAUGUUUACAUGUUAGCCACCAAUACAUGCCUAUCUGUUUAUAUAAGUGACUUAUAAGACACAUGUUAAGCAAAAUCAAUGAUUUGUUAGGCGUGUAUUCACAAAUGUCUUGUUCUUUUCUAAUAAGAGCCAUAUUAUUGUUAUACCUGCAAUAUCAACAUAGUAGGCCCUUGAUUUUGCCAAGGGCAUUUUGUAAGUCACUUUUGCAGAUAGCAAUUAGGCAUGUGUGAAGGCUAGCAUGAGAACGGUAAAAUAAAGUGUCACCGAAUAUUGGAGAUGAAGAUGGUGUUGUAUUCUUACCAACCUUUCCAUCUUACAUCAGAAAUUGCUGCUUCAGAUGGUCAAGGUGCCUGCCAUGCUCUGAUGGAAAACAAAAACCUAAACCAGGUGUUUUCCCUACAAUUCAAACCUCCAACAGUCUGAACUCUUAAGAAAUUAAGUCACAGCCUUUAAUAUGCCAUAUGUUUUUUGGCUGUUGAUGUAGCUAAUGUCAAUUAAAAUAUUUUUGUUUGUA